AUGGACCGCGGAAUCACUUCUGGAAGAGGAGCCCUGUUUGGGUUGACCUUGCUAACUGCACUGAUGUGCUCAGCUGUAUCUCUGGAUAUGCUGAAUAUGUGUAUGGAUGCCAAACAUCACAAGACGGAGCCAGGCCCAGAGGGUGCGCUUUAUAAGCAGUGUGCACCCUGGAAGGACAACGCGUGUUGUAACGCGAACACAACAGAGGCAGCUCAUGAAGAUAACUCAUAUCUCUACAACUUUAACUGGAACCACUGUGGGGUCAUGAGCGAGAAAUGUAAACAGCAUUUCAUCCAGGACGCCUGCUUCUACGAAUGUUCCCCACACCUGGGUCCCUGGAUUCAGGCUGUGGACCAGUCUUGGCGUAAGGAGCGUAUUUUGAACGUGCCGCUUUGUAAGGAGGACUGUGAGACAUGGUAUGAGGACUGCAAGAAUGACUUCACCUGCAAAGAGGACUGGCAUAAGGGUUGGGAUUGGAGCACAGGGAACAACCGGUGUCCGGCGAACAGUGAGUGUCGCAAGUGGACGGACGUGUUCCCGACAGCCAAGAGCAUGUGUGAGAAGAUCUGGUCCCAGUCCUAUCAGUAUACCACCUACACCAGGUCCAGCGGCCUCUGUAUGCAAAUGUGGUUUACCGGUUCCAACCCCAAUAAGAAGGUGGCGGAAUACUACCUGCUGAACCACGCCCCUCGGCUCGCUGCCAUGGCGACGGCCUUCUCCAUGCUCCUUGCUGCUCCUCUCUCCAUGGCUCUGUUGUGA
This is a messenger RNA of Chanos chanos (milkfish), 759 nucleotides long. It is a transcript of the gene folr, whose product is annotated as folate receptor. Gene Ontology annotation, cellular component: external side of plasma membrane. Bases 1 to 759 code for a protein of 252 amino acids. Gene Ontology annotation, molecular function: signaling receptor activity. The record is from RefSeq and is a predicted model, not a curated record. The transcript is spliced from 5 exons. NCBI's taxonomy places the organism in Eukaryota, Metazoa, Chordata, Actinopteri, Gonorynchiformes, Chanidae.